AUAUUCAUCAUUUAUAGUAUCUGAUCUUAGAAGUUAUUAAUUACCAUCAAUCGUAGACUUUCAUUUUUUGUUUGGCAUCUAAAAACACUUUGUAUCAGAAAAGGAAUUGAUCUCACAACUACAAUACACUGUCUCUCGAUCCAGAGAUGAAGGGUCAAAACCAGAACCCAAUAAACUCAGUUUCCAAGCUCUUAAAUUCCCAGUUACAUCCCCAGUAUAUACUCUCCUAUUUCGUCCUCUUUGGUUGUGGUUUAACCUUUGGGGUCAUACUCAGUUUCUACCUCAAAAGCGUUUCAUUUAGUCUACAAUUCGUCCAGUUGUCGUUUCCAGCAAAUUUACCGCCAUCAUUACCAUCAUCGCAAUUGGUGGAGCCGAGUUUGACAGCAGGAACAUCGACGGGUCGCAUAGGACUGAGAGAGUAUCUGGAGCCGCCUAGUGUUAUGCACGACAUGGAUGAUAAGGAACUGCUUUGGAGAGCUUCAAUGGUUCCUCAGAUUCGAGAAUAUCCAUUUGAUAGAGUUCCAAAGGUUGCGUUCAUGUUCUUGACGAGGGGACCAGUUAUUUUGGGUCCUCUGUGGGAGAAAUUCUUCAAGGGGCAUGAAGGGUUCUACACAAUUUACGUGCACUCAAAUCCGCCUUAUAACGGAUCAUAUCCUGAAAGUCCCGUGUUUCAUGGCCGAAGAAUUCCUAGCAAGGAAGUUCAAUGGGGAAAGGUGAACAUGAUAGAGGCUGAGCGCCGGCUACUAGCCAACGCCCUUCUAGAUAUCUCAAACCAGCGUUUCAUACUUCUCUCGGAGUCAUGCAUUCCUCUCUUCAACUUCUCCACCGUUUACUCCUACCUUCUCAACUCAACCCAAAACUAUGUCAUGGCUUAUGAUGAUCCCAGCAUCGUUGGUCGAGGACGCUACAUUCCUCGUAUGAGUCCCGAGAUCACACUUCAGCAAUGGAGAAAAGGGUCGCAAUGGUUCGAGAUGGACCGAGACCUAGCCACUGAAGUUGUCUCAGACCAAAAAUAUUUCUCAAUUUUUCAGAAGCUUUGCCGCGGUUCAUGUUAUGCAGAUGAACAUUACUUGCCAACUUUUGUGAGCAUCAAGUUUCGGGAGAGGAAUUCAAACAGGAGUUUGACUUGGGUAGACUGGUCAAAGGGUGGCCCCCAUCCAGCUAAGUUUUAUAGAACAGAUGUGACAGUGGAGCGUUUGAAGAUGCUGAGGAGCGGAAGCAAGUGCGAGUAUAGAGGAAACACCACGAAUAUUUGCUUUCUAUUUGCCAGGAAAUUUUUGCCUGGUACUCUCGACAGGCUCUUGAGGUUUGCUCCAAAGCUCAUGCACUUCAACAAAUAGGUUUAGAAAUUACGAAGCCAUUCUUUCUUCAACUGUAAUGAUUUUCUCUAAUGGAGCAAUUUGGGUGGAACACCAUUUACAUAGUCAUAAUUCAUGACUUGUACAUUAAAAAGAAAAAUGAUGAU
This is a messenger RNA of Juglans microcarpa x Juglans regia, 1465 nucleotides long. Its product is annotated as glycosyltransferase BC10-like. The record is from RefSeq and is a predicted model, not a curated record. The coding region runs from base 147 to 1340 and encodes 397 amino acids. The transcript has 3 exons. NCBI's taxonomy places the organism in Eukaryota, Viridiplantae, Streptophyta, Magnoliopsida, Fagales, Juglandaceae. Gene Ontology annotation, cellular component: membrane. Gene Ontology annotation, molecular function: glycosyltransferase activity.